This is a messenger RNA of Trichoderma asperellum CBS 433.97, 2091 nucleotides long. RefSeq lists its product as uncharacterized. Gene Ontology annotation, biological process: carbohydrate transport; transmembrane transport. Gene Ontology annotation, cellular component: membrane. The record is from RefSeq and is a predicted model, not a curated record. Gene Ontology annotation, molecular function: carbohydrate:proton symporter activity. NCBI's taxonomy places the organism in Eukaryota, Fungi, Ascomycota, Sordariomycetes, Hypocreales, Hypocreaceae.
GAAAUCAGCCUCAAGUGUUUCAACCUAGGAGUACUCUGUGCUCUCUUCAUGUUGGAGCUAGCAACUUCGAAGAAUGUCUUCGCGGCCAGGGUCCCAGGACAAUUUCAUCUGAACUCUUGUCCCAAAUUGGACACUAACGACACUAUAUUUUCAGCUCCUUUCCACCAUCUCACAGUAUCGGAAGAGUCCGCCCCGGCUAUAUCAAACGGCCUUUGGAACCCGCUUUCUCCCCUUUCUUGCACGACUUGCCUCCUCCGCCGCGAACAAGAUAGACUCCGCCGUCACGGAACCAACCCAAAUCACCAUCGCUCUACUUAUCCAUUGAGCAAACUACCACCAUGAAGGGAUAUCUGAGGUACUUCAACCGGCCCUUAGCAGGGGCCGUCGUGCUGAUUGCUACCUCGACCUUCAACUAUGGCUUCGACAAUCAAGGCUUCGCAACCACUCAGGCCAUGGAUGCGUUUACUCGCCGCUUCGGCGUCAAGGCAGCUGACGGAACUUAUGCGCUCGAUGGUGUCUGGCUUAGUCUUUUCAGCAGCCUCAUCUACAUCGGCUUCGGCGCUGGCAUCAUCUUGGGCAGCUGGCUUAGUGCUCGGGUCGGUCGCCGCAAAGCUAUGUUCCUGCUCAGCGCGUAUGAAGUAAUCACUGCAACCAUCAUCGUGACGUCCCAGAACAGGGCACAGAUCUUGGCCGGUCGAGUCCUCAACUAUGUCUACGUCGGCAUGGAGUUGUCUGUUGUGCCCGUAUUCCAGUCAGAGAUUGUCCCGGCAGAGAUUCGUGGGUUCGUCGUCGGCACCUAUCAGUUCGCCUUGAUUGCGGGUGGGCUCAUCUUGAAUAUUAUUUGUUUGGGAACUAGUGGCAUUCAAGAUGAUCGAGCAUUUCGAAUUCCUUAUGGGCUGUUCUAUAUCAUCCCUGCCAUUAUCAUGGCGGGCAUCUUCUUCGUUCCCGAAUCGCCCCGAUGGCUCAUUAUUAUGGAUCGGCAUGAAGAGGCGCUUACCAAUCUCCACAAACUCAGGGAUGGAGUUUUCUCGGAAGAAGAAAUCACCAGAGAAUUCGAGGUCAUGCGGAUCGCCGUCGCAAAUGAGAAGGAUCAAGGCAAGUUCUCCGAGCUCUUCCAUCGGAAUAACAUCCUGCGAACAUUUAUCGCGUGCGGAGUGCACGGCUUCCAGAAUGCGUGUGGCCAGGACUUGGUGUCAAAAUUUGGCAGCCUCAUCGUUAAGAGCUUAGGAACUAUCAGCCCAUUUAUUAUGACUGUGGUAUUCGCACUCACGAACAUGGUAUUCGUCUUUAUUGGAAUGACCCUGUCGGACAAGACUGGGCGACGGCCCUUGCUUCUUCUGAGCGCAUUUAUGCAACUUGCAGGGAUGCUAAUACUAGGAGGCAUUGGUACGACUGGAUGGCCGCUGGAGCCACGAUUUCAAGCCGUAACGAUUGUGAUGCUCUGCCUCAUCACGGCGGGCUUUUCUAUCGGAUUCGCACCGCUGGCCAACGUGGUGACUACGGAGAUAACAUCUCUUCAUCUUCGUGACAUGACGCAGCGGAUUGCGUGUUGUAUGAACGUUAUUGCUAACUUCGCUGUGGGCUUCUCGACACCAUACCUGCUCAAUGCGCCCUACGCGCACCUGGAGAUGCAGAUUGGCUGGGUGUAUGCGCCUGUCUGUGCUCUGGCGUUCCUCUUCGUUUGGUUUUUCGUUCCCGAGUGCAAAGGCAAGACUCUCGAGGAGACAGACUGGCUCUUUAAGCACCACAUACCAAUCCGCGAGUUUGGCAAGUACCAAGUUCCAAACCUCUACAGUGAGCACGAGGCAAAGGUGCUUGAGGAUAAUAAGAAAACAAUUGAAGAGUUUCAGGUCGAGAAUGUCGAGGGCUAACAGCGAGGAUGACUUCGACAGGCCUACGCCUGAGGACACUUCAAGUGGUCAUUUGCUAGGAUGAAAUUAGAAACGCCUGUCAGCUUGAAAUUUAGUGUUGAUCAAGUUAUUUCAUUUCCAUGUGCCUGUCUCCUAGUGGGCUUUCAUUUGUCAAACGGGCAUGGCGAGUUCGGUGUGUUUGUUAGGUUAAAAUGAGGUAGUCAUGCAUGCCUCUCCCUGA